Sardina pilchardus (European sardine) is the source of this 667-nucleotide messenger RNA. Its product is annotated as sentan-like. Bases 116 to 388 code for a protein of 90 amino acids. The transcript has 4 exons. The record is from RefSeq and is a predicted model, not a curated record. Lineage: Eukaryota; Metazoa; Chordata; Actinopteri; Clupeiformes; Clupeidae. Gene Ontology annotation, molecular function: protein binding.
GGUCUCAAAAACAAAGGGCAAUCAUGGACAUAAGAGCACAUCAGAAGGACUGAAACUGCCAAAAGAACUUGCGUCUUUCGAAGCCGUGUCCAGAGGCUACAAUCUGGAGGAGGCGAUGGCAGCUCUGGUGCUGGUCUUUUACAGCUCUGCAGGUCCAGAUGGCCGAGUCAGCAGAGAAGCCGUUAAAGAGAUAUUCCUGACACAGUUUCAGGCUUUCACACGGGGCCAGGAGUCGAAGGCCUCGUACAAGGAGGUCAUGAGGGAGCUGGAGAGUCACGGCGAAGGCACGAUGGCGCUGGAGGACUUCCUGCUGCUCACCCUCAGCCUGUCCGUCACCUCCGAUCUGCUGGACGCCAUCCAGGAGGCGGCUGGACAGCGGCAUCGAUAGCGGCAGGCCGCGGUGUCACAGUCUGCGUCACGCACAUCAUGUCUAAUGGGAUCGCGGCUUGUCAUUCUUCAACACAUGUGGCGAAGCUGUAAUUGUAGCCUGCCUAUGCCCCUGUCAUAAUCUCUCUGUUCAUAUCAGUGGGAUACAUGUGUAGCAUGAAGUGUUAAAGUCUCAAUCAGUAUUAGUGAUGAGGCUGUCAUGGUGAUUGCUGAUUGAUUUGGACUGUGUUUGGAUUCCAGUUGAUUGGUUCACACAUUCCAUAUACACAACUUGGCAUCA